Lineus longissimus is the source of this 5632-nucleotide messenger RNA. Its product is annotated as protein Hook homolog 3-like. Gene Ontology annotation, cellular component: centrosome; cytoplasm. The coding region runs from base 90 to 2231 and encodes 713 amino acids. Gene Ontology annotation, molecular function: dynein light intermediate chain binding; microtubule binding. Lineage: Eukaryota; Metazoa; Nemertea; Pilidiophora; Heteronemertea; Lineidae. Gene Ontology annotation, biological process: cytoplasmic microtubule organization; cytoskeleton-dependent intracellular transport. The transcript is spliced from 17 exons. The record is from RefSeq and is a predicted model, not a curated record.
CAUAUCGCUAAAUUUUUGAGGAGGGUUGCCAAUUUUCUGUCUCAAAUUUGUGUCAAAAUCUCGAUAGUUCAGCUUCAUUUUCUUCCAGGAUGGACAAAGAGGUGUUGUGUGAAAGCCUGGUUACUUGGCUUAAAACCUUCUCAGUGGAAGCCCCAAACUCGACUAUUGAAGACAUCUCAGAUGGGGUGGCCAUGGCACAGGUUUUAAAUCAAAUAGCUCCAGACUUUUUCGAUCAAAGCUGGAUGUCAAAAAUCAAAACAGAUGCUGGCAAUAACUGGCGCUUGAAAGUCAGCAAUUUGAAGAAGAUAUUGAAAGGCAUUUUAGACUACUAUUCAGAUAUUCUCGGACAACACAUCAAUAAUUUCCAUAUGCCAGAUGUCAAUGCCAUAGGUGAACAUAAAGAUUAUAGCGAGCUUGGUCGAUUGCUGCAGCUGAUUCUGGGAUGUGCUGUCAACUGCAGCCAUAAACAAGAGUACAUUCAGAACAUCAUGGCCAUGGAGGAGACGGUUCAACAUGUCGUCAUGAAUGCUAUUCAGGAGCUGAUGACCAAGGAGUCUCCCGCUUACAACUCGGGAGAAGGCAUCUCGACAGAUUUGGGCGAUCAGCUGAAACGGACGAUAGAGGAGUUAAACACGGUCGUUCGCCAGAAGGAGGAGAUUGGGCAGCGUUGUCACGAGCUUGACCUUCAGGUGGCGUGCCUGCAGGAAGAGAAGGUCAGCCUGCAGGACGAGAACAAGAAGUUACAGGAGAGGGCCAACCAGUCGGAAAGUAUGGAAGAUCCAAGCACGCCUUCUGGGCGACGAUAUCAACAGCUUCAAAGUCAAGUCGAAAAACUUCAGGAGGAGAUGUAUCGGAUAGAAGUAGCACGUGAUGACUACCAGGUAAAAGUCGAGGUUCAGGAAAAAGAAAUUGUAGAAUUACAACUGAAGUGUGAUGAAAUGAAUAUAGUGACUGAGGAGGCCAGGGCCUUGAAGGAUGAGGUUGAUGUACUCAAACAUCAUUCAGACAAAGUGGCGAAGUAUGAAGCCACAAUAGACACGUAUAAAAAGAAAUUAGAGGAAAUGGGUGAUCUUCGAAGGCAGCUUAAAAUUCUUGAAGACAAAAAUACAUCAUAUAUGCAACAAAAUAUGGAAUUAGAGGAGGACGUGCGUAAAGGUGGGAGCUGGAAGGCCCAGGUUGACAUCUACAAGAAACAAGUACAGGAGCUGCAGACAAAAUCAUCAGAGGAGACGAAGCGGGCCGACAAGUCAGAGUUUGAAAAUAAACGACUUCAGGAGAAGAUUACGUCGUUGCAACGGGAACGAGAGAGGUUGGUGGCAGAGAGAGACUCAUUAAAGGAAACAAAUGAAGAACUCACAUGUACACAAUUACAAGGUAAUAGAGACAGCUCCGAAGACCUGGCAAAUCUAUCAAUGUCACCAAACAUGGAAAUGAUGUCGAUCCCGCCAGAAAUCCGAGAGAGAUUAAUCCGAUUGCAGCACGAGAACAAAAUGUUUAAGGCACAGAUGACAAACAGUGAUACAGAUAAUGAGGACUCGCAGAUGCUGAAAAGUUUACUGGAUGACUCCAAUGCCAGGAAGAGUGAGCUAGAGUCGGAGAAUAGAAUCGCCAACCAAAGAAUCCUGGAGCUUGAGGCUCAGGUUGAAGACAUGGAAGAGAAACAGACAACCACAAGUGGCGACCAGAGUGAGGUCAGGAAGAAACUGAACGAACAAAUCAAGAAGACAAAGGAGUUAGACGGGGAGUUACAGCGUCGGCGGGGAGAGAGUGAGGAGUUGGAAUCUCGGUGUGUGAAAAGCGUGGAGAAGGCGACGCAGCUGGAAGAUAAGUUGUUGAAGAAGGAGGAUGAGAUGAAGGCGAUGGAGGAGAGGUAUAAGAAAUACCUCGAGAAAGCAAAGAGUGUGAUAAGGACGUUAGAUCCUAAACAAAACCCUGGUGCUGCCCCUGAAGUGCAGGCCCUCAGAAACCAACUUCAGGAUAAAGAUAGGCUCAUUGAACAUCUAGAGAGAGAUCAUGAUAGAGCAAAGACAAUACGUGAUCAAGAGGAAAAGUUAAUAGUCUCUGCUUGGUACAAUUUGGGUAUGCAGAUGCACAGAAAAGCUGCUGAGGAUCGGUUAUCCAACAGCGGUGCCGGUCAGUCAUUCCUGGCGCGUCAACGUCAGGCCCAGAACCGCCGCCUGCAAACCCUCCCUGGUGCUAAUACCUCAUCAAGCGACUACCUUGAAUACUAACCGCAUGAUAAUCCCGCGUCAAGACCGACGCUAUGCCACCACCGCCACCAAGAGAGACCGGACCUGUGCCGCUGUGCUCUGCCCUGCCUGCAUGCUUCAUCUGUCAGGAUCUGUAGGGUGAGGCCAAGUCAAAGUCUUAGCUUGGUGUUAGUCUUAGCCCAAGGUUUGCCUAGUUGCCCUUCCAUCUGACUUGUUGGAUCCUUUAGGGAUUGUUGGUAGCCUUGGGUGCAGAAAACUUUUCAAAAAUGUUCAGAUUGGCAUGAUUCUGUGACGCGACUAUUCAUAAACAUUUCAUAGUUUCAAUGAAAGUCUAACACCAAGGUAACACUAAAACUUUGUCUGACCCAAUAUAUAUCAUCUGCAUUUAUGACAUUUGAUGACAAGGCUCAAACCAGCUGCAUUCCCUCUGCACACAAGCAAUCAAACCUAUGGCAACUCGUGAUUACUGUCGUAAGAAAACGGUUAUCAAAAAGUUGCUGGAAACUUAACUGAUUGUAAAUGGUAUUAUCAGUUACCCGUUCAAGGGUGUACUAGGUUUUUCAGUUGAUUCCAAUAGAGUUGCCAUACAUUUGAUUGCUCGGGUGUUCGAGGUGGCUUCUGCUUUCCCCGCAUCCCUUUGAUGACGUCAUCUGCAUGGCCUCUAUUCUGUGCAUGCCUUGUGGCUCUGUAGCAGCCUCAUGUCGAAGAGAUUGUUCGGUUGUGGAUUCUUGAUAACAGAGCAGGUUUUCUGACGUGGUAGAUGUCACUGUGAUGUCAAAUUUCAAGGUGCCUUUUCAGCAGACGGCAGGGAAGAGCUGCCAAUGGAACGGCACAUGGCUAGAAAACUUUGGUGUGUUUCUUUUUCUCACAUCGAUUGAUUAUGAUUUAUUUAAAAGUGUCUGCAAAUGAAAACCAAGUAUUGUUUCACUGGUGAUGUUGAGUUCAACUCUGUCGUGUAGUAAUGAGCAUCCUGACUGGGCAGCCUCUGCCUAUUCAUAGCACAAUUCAAAAGAUCCAAAGUGAUCGGUUGUGUGUAUGGUUUAUGUAAUCCUUGAUUUAUAUGGGUGUUUUUUUUCGGGAUAGACCAAUAAUGGCCUGGAUAUCAUGGACUGUGUGGGGGUUUGCCUAAAUAAUCUGUCAGGAAUCAGGAUGGGGUCUUCAGAAUAUCGGGCAGAUAUAUCCCCUUCCCCCCGCUCAGAGUAAUUUCCAUGCAACUUUUUCUCCUGGUUGAAAAGAUCUAGUGCCUGUGUGUGCCUAUUUUGGGAUUGAUAGUCAGUAAAUUUCCAGUAGGCUCUUCAAACUUAUGUUGCAUUUUAGAAUACUCAGUAUUUUUGUGUUUGUAUAUACUUGUAGGUUUAUGUACAAAGUUGUUAUAGGUAUGGGCAGUCAGUGUUGUGUUCUGAACUCUGAAGAUGGAUUCGAGGGGGGGUUGUGCGGUGUAAGAAAUAGCAGCCACUUGCAACUGGUAUUUUCAGGAACGAGGUUAUCAAUAAUAAGUGAAUGAAGUAUUGCUCGAACUGGGUAUAACAUGAAAGGCAUAGUGUUUGUGAAAUUCUUUGUUUACACAUUGUUUAUUCUCCUUAUAUCUGUGAUUAUAUAUAUAAAUGAAUGAAUGUAUGAAUAAAUGCAUAAAUAAAAGGUGAUUCCUGUCAAGGUCUAACUUUAUGUUCUUCUGAUGUAAUUUGUGAUGCACCAAUUAUAAAAACUGGGGAGUUCAGUUCAGAGAAAAAUAAUGUACCGCCUCAAUAAUGGCAUGCCUGAGGAUAAUUUGACAGUGAUUCAGUUCAUCGUACAUGUAUUUCUUUGUUUUUAUUGAAAAAUGUUUCUGUUACUUUUUAAGUUCACUGUAAAUAGUAUCCAGGUUUUAUUCGUAUCAUGUUCUCGCAAUUGAAAAUUUUACUAAUAUUUUAAGUAUGUGUUGAUAGACUUCCGUCUGGUGUGUAAAAGCCAGCUAAACAAACCAAGUUUCUCAUCAGACAAAUACAUUUUCUGGUGAAAAUAUACACGGUAAACUGUAAAAUUUUGAACUUGUUAUCUUGAAAUUAUUGGAAAGAACCUGUAGCCUGCCUGCUUGGGGCUUGAGAUCAAUUGGUCAGGCAGACUCCUUAUCACCAUAAGUGCGACAUCCAGGUCCUGUAGGCCUACAUGUUCAGAGGCGGAUCAAAGACUCAAGGUAAGAGGGGGACAGGGCCUUCACUUUCAUCAUGUUCGAAUUCAAGGAUAUUUUAUUGUCAUUUUCAAAGGUUUGCUGAAAUUAGGGAACUCGGGCCAUGACUGCCCCUGCUAGGAUCAGUACCUGAUGUAGGCCAUAAUAUAUACUUUACUAUCUUUAUCAAAGGCAGACAUAACUGAUUUGCAGGCUGCCAAUAAGUCAUUUAUAAGGUAUUUCUGAUGAGGAAUGUGGAUUUUGUUACUGGUGGUGUAUUUUUAGAAUUUGAAAUGCACUUGACCAGACCUGGUCCUGCUGAGCGGGAUUGGAAGUACUUGCUUGAACAAACACUAUUUUCUGGUAUUUUGCUUGUUUCAUGACUGAUCACAUAAUAGUUAGGUGCAACAUUUAGGGAGAUCAGUGGCUAGAGCACCGGGCUCGUAAUCUGGAGGUCGUGGGUUCGAUUAUCAGAAGGGUCACUGCUGUUUCGUCUUUGUUUCCUUGAGCAAGGCACUUAACCCUACUUGCUUCUCUCCACCUAAGAGUAAAUGGGUACCUAGCUGGCAGAGAUGUUAGUGCCGAGCGCUGUAUAACGUCUGCUCGGAUCUGUAAUACUCCCAAAAAAUAAAGCUUGAAUGGCCAAUAGCUAGGGGUAAUAAUGUGAAGCGCUCUGAGCGACUGAAACCAGUUGGAUUUAGCUCUAUAUAAGUCUCAUCAUUAUUUUAUUAACCUCUGGUGUGCAAAGCUAAAAUUGGGAGAAUUCACUGAUAUAUAUGGAAGUAUUAUUAUAUCAAAACACAGGUUUGUGUUACACUCCUUAAGAAUCAGUGUGGGAUCAGCAGCUGUAAAACAAAAUUUCCAGAUUUUGUUUCUGGUUUAUAAUCGUCGAUGAUUUCACAAAGUGACCAGUCUGCGAUUUUUCUGAAAUGGAGAUAACAGCGCCAUCUGAGAUGUACUAGUCAUGUCUACUUUCACACCAAUUAUCAUGGUGAUGUUCAAAGCCAAUGUCAUUUCGCUUUACCCUCUAUUCAUGCAUUUUGUGCCAUUAUACUCUUUCAUAUGUAAUGCACAGAGUCAUUCAAUCUAUACGUAAUCUUAGAGUAGAGUUUUCUAAAAAAAAUGAAAUUUUGCUGAUUGGUCACUUCAUGAAAUCAUCAACAAUAUGCGCAUCAUCAAGUAACUCCCCUGUAUCUGGCCUGUCGUUCCAUUGAUUGAGUAUUCUUUGAAACUUGAGAACACCUAUAUUUGUACUAAUAAAUGUGACCUGAAUGAA